AUGUUAGCAACACUCCUGACUAUAAUAAUAUCUUUCUUCAUUUUUUUAACUUCAGCAGAGGAUGUUUUUUCUUAUAGUGGAUGUUAUCUAUCAAGUUCAUUGCAGUCCAUGGGACUUACAUCAAAAGGGUCUUAUACUUGGCAGUCUCCUUCAUAUUGUGAGGGCCAAUGUUCCGGCUCUGCAUUUAUUGCCUUGUCUGGAGGUGGUAAUUGUUAUUGUGGUUCUGAUACAAACCUUCUUUCAGUAUCUAAACAAUCGGAGUCUAAUUGCAAUACAGGCUGUUAUGGUUGGCCUGCUGCUAUGUGUGGGAACAGUGCUGGAGAUUAUAUGAAUGUUUAUGUCAAUAAAGAUAAAGUUAAUACACUAUCAAGUUCUAGUAGCUCUGCAUCAGCAUCCACAUUCGACACCACUUUGACUAGUUCUUCAGAAUUUACAGGUUCUAUGUUGCAUUCACAUUCGUCUUUGAGUUUAUCGGGAUCUGUUUUCGUUUUCACUUCAAUGUUGUCACAAGGUUCUAACUUACCAAAAUCCACCACUUCUGUACAAGCAAGCACAAAUAAUCAGUUUUCGGAAUCUUCUUCCGUCAUAACAACGUCUACAUUAGCACAAGCAUCUUCUAGUAUUACAUCUUCGAUAUCAUCUACAACUAACUCUGUUUCUUCUACCCAGUUAACUACUAAGAUUGUAACAAAAUCCGUCAUAACUACAUCAAAUAAAGUGCAACGUACAAUAAUCGUGACGGCGUCAUCAGUUGUUGAAACUGUUGUGACCACAGCUUCGGCAAGCACCUAUUACAAUGGAACCAUGCCACUAAAGAAUAAGUCGGCUAGUCCAUUAAGCGGUGGUACAAUCGCUGGUAUUGUGGUUGGUUGUGUAGCUGGUGUGGUUAUUAUUAUAGCAUUGGUUGUCUUUUAUUUCUUAUAUAUGAAACGCCAUUCAAAAAAUGAUGUCUUAGACAUUGAAGAAUCUAAGCAAUAUCAGCCAUAUUCCUUUGGUGACCAAGAUGCUAAUCCUAUUAUUAUCCCUGAACCAACGGGUUACCUAAAUCACGGUUCAAUAAAGAGUAAAUUUAACGGUAAUACUAAUAACAGUAAUAAUAACAGUUCAUGGAAAUUACCUUCGAGAUCAAGUACUAGAAAUAACAGCAAUUCGAAUCUAAAUGGUUCAAAUAACAGCUCUGAUGUGUUUAAUAUGAGGAACGGUAGUAUCCAUAGUUCAGGGACUUUAACCAACAGGUCAAUCCCAAUGGGCAACAAAAUUGCUGAUGGUAGUAAUGCACACAAUAGCAAUGUCAACAGUAUGUCAACGUUCACAAAUCCUUCAACAUUAAAAACACAUGCCAUGAGACGUUCUCAAUUGCCUUCCACGGUAUUCGAAGAGCCUACAAAUAUAUCUUUCUAUGAUGGAGUACAGAGAUUUAGUACAAGUUCUCUACCAGAUAUGAUGGAAGAAAGAAAACCAUUAAGAAUAGUCAAUCCCGACGAUUCUUCAGUAGGGAUACAUGAUAAUAGUGACAAUGGUGAAGACAAUACUAAUGCUACCACGGAAUCUGGUACUUCUAUGUCAUUAUCUAUGGAUGAUGAAAAGUAUUAA
This is a messenger RNA of Arxiozyma heterogenica, 1593 nucleotides long. RefSeq names its product Wsc2p (gene WSC2). The record is from RefSeq and is a predicted model, not a curated record. Lineage: Eukaryota; Fungi; Ascomycota; Saccharomycetes; Saccharomycetales; Saccharomycetaceae. The transcript has a single exon. Bases 1 to 1593 code for a protein of 530 amino acids.